This is a messenger RNA of Hyaena hyaena (striped hyena), 2186 nucleotides long. It is a transcript of the gene ZUP1, whose product is annotated as zinc finger containing ubiquitin peptidase 1. NCBI's taxonomy places the organism in Eukaryota, Metazoa, Chordata, Mammalia, Carnivora, Hyaenidae. The transcript is spliced from 10 exons. The coding region runs from base 255 to 1994 and encodes 579 amino acids. The record is from RefSeq and is a predicted model, not a curated record.
GGAAGAGCUUUUUUGAAUGUGUGGAAGCGAAAGUAUUUUGGAGUCGUCAGUUUUUUUCUUGGUUAACUGUGAACUUCUGGAUGUAGGGAGAGCCCGUCUCAGUCUUUGAGGCCGGUAAAGGUAGUCGACGCUGCGCGUGCCCUUUUCUGCCCGAGAACCAGACGGCGUCAGUUGCGGACCCGAAAAGGCUGAAGCCAGGCAUACAUAGGACAGUGUAGCCGCGGCCGGAUCUUCGGGCCGCUCCCUGAUGUACUAUGCUUUCUUGUGAUAUUUGUGGUGAAACAGUAACCUCAGAACCAGACAUGAAGGCUCACCUUCUAAUUGUUCACAUGGAAAAUGAAGUUACAUGUCCAUUUUGCAAGUUGUCAGGCGUGAAUUAUGAUGAAAUGUGUUUUCAUAUUGAAACUGCUCAUUUCGAACAGAAUGAACUAGAAAGAAGCUUUGCAAGGAUCAAUACAAUACAAUAUAGAACUUCAGAUAACAGGAAGGACAACACCUUACAAUGUAGAAUGGAAGUUAAUUCUAGUGUCCAUUCAGCUUGUGCAUCUAAUCAUCCAAAAAUUUCGGCUCAAAGCCUGCCUAAUGAUGGUACUUUAAAACAGAAAGCCUUUUAUUCAGAGAACUUAACUGAAUCUAGAAAGUUCCUCAAAAGUAAGGAGAAAGAGUGUGACCUAUCCAAAAUAAAGGGAUCAAUUUAUGAAACAAUGUACAGCCCUCCAGAGUGUCCCUUCUGCGGAAGAAUAGAAGAUUGUAGUCAAGAUAUGGAAAAUCAUGUGAAAACAAAACAUGCCAGUCUUUUAGACACUCCAUCAGAAGACCAUGAUCAGCCACUGUAUGACUGUCCUAUGUGUGGGCUCAUCUGUACAAACUACCAUAUUCUCCAGGAACAUGUUGACUUACAUUUGGAAGAAAGCAGCUUUGGACAAGGCAUCGAUAGAGUCCAGUGUUCUAGAGAUCUGGAAUUGGCUCACCAGCUUCAACAAGAAGAAGACAGAAAGAGGAGAUCUGAAGAAUCACAACAAGAAAUGGGAGAAUUUCAGAAGCUGCAGAGACAAUAUGGUUUAGAUAAUUCUGGAGGAUACAAACAACAGCAGCUACAUAAUAUGGAGAUAGAAGUCAAUAGGGGAAGAAUGCAUCCAUCUGAAUUUCAUAGAAGAAAAGCUGAUAUGAUGGAAUCACUAGCUAUUGGCAUUGAUGAUGGAAAAACAAAAACUUCUGGAAUUAUUGAAGCACUUUAUAGAUACUAUCAGAAUGCUGCCACAGAGGUGAGGCGUGUGUGGCUUUCUACAGACGUGGAUCACUUUCAUUCAUCUUUUGGUGACAGAGGUUGGGGUUGUGGUUACAGAAAUUUCCAAAUGCUACUUUCAUCAUUACUGCGAAAUGAUGCUUAUGAUGAUUGCUUGAAAGGUAUGUCAAUUCCUUGCAUUCCAAAAAUCCAGUCUAUGAUUGAAGAUGCGUGGAAGGAAGGUUUUGAUCCUCAGGGUGCCUCUCAACUUAAUAACAGGUUACAGGGAACAAAGGCCUGGAUCGGAGCAUGUGAAGUGUAUACACUUCUGACCUCCCUAAGGGUAAAGUGCCACAUUGUUGAUUUUCAUAAGUCAACUGGCCCUUUGGGUACACAUCCUCGUUUAUUUGAAUGGAUAUUGAACUAUUAUUCUUCAGAGAGAGAAGGGAGUCCAAAAGUAAUGUGUACAUCUAAACCACCUAUCUAUCUUCAGCAUCAAGGUCAUAGUCGAACAGUUGUUGGAAUUGAAGAAAGAAAAAACCGAACAUUAUGUUUACUAAUAUUUGAUCCUGGAUGUCCUUCUCGAGAAAUGCAGAAACUGUUAAAGCAAGACAUGGAGGCUAGUAAUCUCAAGCAACUUCGGAAAUUUGUAGGAAAUUUAAAACAUAAGCAAUACCAGAUAGUGGCAGUAGAGGGUGUUCUUUCUUCAGAGGAGAAAGUUGCCAGGAGACAAGCUUCUCAAGUCUUUACAGCCGAGAAGAUUCCUUGAAGAAAUUAAGCAUGUCAGUGAUUAUGGAAUUUUACAUUAUUUCCAAAUUGAGAUAUUAUACUCCCUAAUACAACUUAUGAAUCUGAAUUCUCUAAAUACUCAACUUGGAAUUUAAUUUCUAAAAUGUCUAAAUCAUACCUCGAGUACCUCAUUGUUUAGUAAUUAUUUCAAUAAACUAUUUUCUUUGCAGUA